AUUUAUGCUACAAAAUCUGAAGAAUCAAUAUUAGAGGAUCACUUACUUCAUAUAACUAUAUCUAAUGGUAUGGCUUUCAGGUGGAUUGAAAGUGAAGAAGUAAAGUCCCUUUUCAAAUGGUUGAAUCCAAAUAGGAAGGCUCUUUCUGGAAGAAUUUUGAAUGAUGCAUCUUUUAAACAUAAUCAUUGGAUAGCAAGCAUCCAAUUUGUUUCCAAAUUACCUAAUAUGUAUAAUAAUUUGGACUGUCAAAUAUACCAAUGUGACUUUAUUACACCAUGUCCAAUUCCAAAUACUAAUUGGACAUUUUGA
Molecule: messenger RNA, 309 nt
Organism: Entrophospora candida
Lineage: Eukaryota; Fungi; Glomeromycota; Glomeromycetes; Entrophosporales; Entrophosporaceae
Source: the annotation of a GenBank genome assembly